Molecule: messenger RNA, 3779 nt
Organism: Hypomesus transpacificus
Lineage: Eukaryota; Metazoa; Chordata; Actinopteri; Osmeriformes; Osmeridae
Exons: 2
Coding region: 265-1908 (547 amino acids)
Cellular component (GO): nucleus
Source: RefSeq, a predicted model, not a curated record
GGCGCCAGCUAUACAGAAAGAGUCAGAGGAAGACAUCAGCGCAGUUCAGACGCAAGCAAGCUAGCAGCCCGGAGCUAUCAUUAGUGCAGAGCUCACACAUAGUUUUUCAUCAUCCCAAAAAUCCGAAGACAAAGAGAAAACCUUGAUUGCAGACCAAGACUCCAUCACUGCACAGCUAACAUCCCGAGGAGAGCUUUCCCCCAAGUUCCCUAAAAGUAAUCAUCCGGCUGUAAAACGGAGGUCGUGGGGCUGGAGUGUGUUCUCAUGGCUGAGUCAGAGACUGAAUGUGACACUCCCGGCCUUGACACGCUGGGGUCGGAGUGUGUCAUAGCCCAUAGCCAGGUCGACCUUCACUAUGCAGCAGAAACAGAGAUUAUGACUGAGGAGAAGCGUGGUUUGGAGCUGGAGAUCCACGGCUCUGACCUAGCCAAAAUCCAGGGCCUGGGUUCAGAGCUCGGUGCUGUGGCCUGUGUGGAUGCCAUUGUUGCAGAGACGGAUCAUGACUACACCAAGGUGGAACAUGCAGAAAUGCAGUGUUAUACGGGGGCAGAUAUCAAAAGUGGGCCUAAUGAAGUUCUGUUGGGCGAGGUGUUACUUAAAACUGAGUCUGAGCAUGUGGUCAAGGUGGAGUCUGACCAUGGUGGUGAGCUCACAGUGGAGUCUGAGAAUGGCGUCGUCAUCCACGAGGCCCACGGCCUGCAGUGCAACGAGUGUGGGGAGAUCUUUGGCAGCAUGGCUGAUCUCCACCAGCACUUUGAGAUCCACAAGGACCUCAACCCUUACAUAUGUGUGCACUGUGGUGAGAGCUUUGCUGUGGAGGCUAGUCUUAAGCAGCACAUGAAGAUACACAUGAAAGAGAAGGCCUAUGUCCCCACCGGUGUGGAGAUGGUUGGAAAAGGUGUUGUUGACGCUUUCAACCUCAAGUCCCAUCAAAUGAUCCAUUCCACAGAGAAGCCCCACAGAUGCUCUGAGUGCGGUAAGAGUUUUGCAGCAGCCAUUACUCUCCGAGAACACAUGAAGAUGCACUCGGAGGACAAGCCCUACAAGUGCACCCAGUGCAGGAAGAGCUUUGUCCGCAGAAGACACCUGAAGAAGCACCAGGAACUCCACGCUAGGGAGAAGCCGUACACCUGCGCCCAGUGUGGCAAAGGCUUUACCACUGCUUCCAACCUGAAGCAGCAUCAGAAGACCCAUGCGGGCGACAAACCCCACAGGUGCACUCAGUGUGGGAAGUGCUUUGCGGCUGCAGCCACCCUCAGAGAGCACCAGAGGAUCCACUCCGGAGACAAGCCCUACAAAUGUAACCAGUGUAGGAAGAGCUUUGUCCGCAAGCGCCACCUGAAGAAGCACCAGCAGGUCCACAUCGGAGGAAAGCCCUACACCUGUGCCCAGUGUGACAAGGGAUUCAAUCAUUCCUCCUCGCUGUCUCGACACCACAAGACCCACCAGGAUUCCAGGAUGUACUCGUCUCCUCCCUCUGGGAAGGCAGCUUUUUACGGCACCACCCUGAAACAAAGGAUCCAGCAAGGCCAGGGUGAAAAACCAUACACUUGCAACCACUGCGACAAGGGCUUCAAUCAUUCCUCCUCCCUGUCCCGCCACCAAAGAGUCCACUCUGAGGGGAAGAGUUACACGUGCGCGCACUGUGGGAAGAGGUUCAAUCACUCGUCCUCUCUGUCCAGACACCAGAGAGUCCACGUGGAGGAGAAGCAGCAGGCGCAGGCGCAACAUCAGCAGCAGCAGCAGCAGUACAGCGCCAUCCCCUCAGGAAAGGGAUUUCCCCACACCACCAUCCUUAAACAGCGCAUACUGGGCAGUGAAAAGCCCUACAGAUGCUCCCAGUGCGGAAAAGGCUUCAAUCAUUCGUCCUCCCUUUCCAGGCACCAUAGGAUUCACAUAGAUCAGUGAGCUGAAUCACUCCCCUACCCCCCCCCCAUCUCCAUUUCCACAUACGGAUCCCCCACAACCACCCAUGAUCAAUGAAUCUGCAAGUUUGUCUGUAUAGAGCAGUCAAAACAAAUGGACAACGACAAAAAAGUCUUGAGGUCAACAAAGUUCUGAAACCGAAGGACUUCACUUCCUAGCUCACAGCUUUUGCAAUUGGUUGGUUGAAAAGUUCCUGGGACAGCCGAUUAGUUGAUUUGAAUAAAUUGUGUGAUGAUAGACACUGAAUGAGACUGUAUUCUCAUUUGUGAUUGUGCUUAACUUGCUCCAGAGCCUCUGAUCGCUUUUUAAAUGUGAUUUGAUAAUCUAGAUGAUGAAAAUAUUCCCAGAAAAUGCUUUCCUCUCCCUGUGCCUGCUUUCUUUGAUAUAAGGAUUCAGUUCAAGUGUGUCGUUGGCACAAGGGGAAUUGUGUAAUUAAACAAAAACGAAGGCAGAGUUUAUAGAUAACCUAACCCUGCUUUAGUUUUGAGGUCAAGCCCUCACUAGCCUACUGAUGCAAAUAGUGGUCUGGCAAAAUCAAACUGCCUUGAUCAAACAAAUUAGCCAUUUACCCAUUGUAAUGUUUUCACCCCAUUUCACCUUCUGUAUCUUAUAUGAAGCAGACAAAGAAAUCCUAUGUAAAUAAUUGUUGAUUUUCUUUUUUAUAUAUAUGUAUAGGUAGUGUGCUGUUUUGUUCCAGAUGACAUUUUUGAUAGUGAGAUCCACUUAGUCUCCCUCCUUUUACUUUAAAAAAGUUCUUUACAUUUUGUGUUAGCUACCAGGAAAUGCAAGCGCUCUCCUUGAUUUUGGCUAUUAUCCAGAACGCUCUAUCAGGUUAAAUUAAUGGUGUGUGUUGGUAUUUGAGUUCAGUUCAGUACUUUACUACCGAACAGACUGCAGCGAGAGCAAUACUCCUAGUGCUAAAGUGGGACGCAAUUACAAAUGGGAAGCAGGAAAUGCAUAGAAAAUAAAACCAUUUGGUAGCAUUAUUUCAAGUCAACUUGCGUCCAGAUUAUUUCCUAUUCAUUUCCCUCUACUCAAGCACCAAAUGUAUAUUACUGAGAUGUAACGACACAAAUGUUAAAGAAUUAUUUCUUGCUAUGACUUUGGAGAGAAAUUUAAUUAGCAAUGUAUAGAAUAGAGGUCAUUCUUAAUAUCACACUGCAGAGCUGUCAAAAUUGACAUUGUAAUAGAAUAUUAUGUAUACCUAUCAAGACAUGACAGGAUUAUAGCUUGAUUUAAUAGAAAUGCCCUCCUUGAACUCCACAACACGGCGCUCUAUUUACUGUUCCAUGUACGUCUUUUACAAACUGAUGUAUUUUUUUAGAUAUGGUUUGGGUCAUUUGAAAGGGAACGGGGAUACUGUUUUUAUGGGAGUGAACAUUAUUUUGAGCAAUAUUUACUUUUUUGGACAGCAAUUGUGCUUUAAAAACCGUAGCAUAGGCUUUUUUCCUUGUGUUAGAUAGGUGCCUUAUUGCAUGCUGAUGUAGAAAUGUAUGCCGAGCUGUUAUCAGAAAAAAGUCAAAGGUUUUGGCAACUUCUCCUUUGUGUUUUGUAUCCAUACUAACUUACCCCACAUUUUAAUUUUGAAUUAUUGAUACUUAUUCCUACUUUUGCUUUUAUGUAUAUUACCAUGUGUUUACACUGUUGCUAUCAUUAUUGUCUUUUAAUUUGUCCCUGUCUUAUUUGAUUGGCCUCACUGUAGAUUUCUUAGAGGUUGAAUUAAGAAAAAAAGGAAGUAACAAUGUAAUUAAUCCACGUAGGCUUCUAUGUAAAGGCCCUACUCUGUACCAUUUCUCCCAGAUCUGAAUGGCGCACACAUGGAUAAAUAAAGAUUGUUCACUGUCAGCCUCUUC